CCCGUCCCAGGCCUGUGGGGCGUCUCUCCAAGUCCCCCUCCAUUCGCUCCCCCACCCUCUCUCCCUCCAGCCUUCGCCCUUUUCGCCUGCUUGUGGUCGGCCUUCUUUCUUUCUUUUUUUUCGCCAAGGCCCCUCCCCUCUUCUCCUCCCCUCCGGAAGUAUGCCUCCCAAGUCUGGUCGCCCGAGUGGCAGGUCCUCCAGCCAGCCGAAGGUCUUCGAUCUCGAGGCUGCCAUGGAGGCCGCCUACAACCACGAGGACAAGGCCGAGCGUCUCAACGGCCAGAGUGGUGCGGAUGCCUCGCGCUCGGCCUUCGCGGCCUUCGUCCGAGUUCUGGAACAGAACCCACGGAAUGUGGAGGCCCUUUUCGGCAAGGCGCGCUGUUGCAUGUGGCUGGCCCGCAAGCUGACCGAUCCCGUGGAGCAGCGUCGCGCGCUGCUUGCGACGGUGCAAAACUUCGACGCGGCCUUCCAGGCAGCCGGUGCGGUCACCGGCAUCGAUGCCGACCCGGCCUUCACCCCCGGGUCGCUGUCCUACUGCCGGGAGAUGCAGAAUGCCGCGCAUUCGCUGGCCGAGCUGGCCCAGUUGGAGGUUGAUGCGUCGGAGCAUGAGUUGCCCCAAGGCCCGGGGUUCAUGCAACUCCGCCAAUCGGCCCUGCAGCGUCUUCUCCAGUCGGAGAUUUUGUACGCCCGGUCGCAGGAGUUCCUGGAGCAGCUGGCCGAGACCCUCCAUAACCGGGCUCACGGUGGCCAGCUCGAUGUUGAGGGUCCUCCCGACGCGCCGACCUUCAAUGAUGCUGUGGCCGAGAUUGUGGACUGCCUGCUGGGUCGGGCUGAUGCCCUGGUGGCGGCGGCUCCCCUGGCGCCAGACCAUUCGACCGCCAAGGAGUACUUUCUCCUGGCGAACAACCACACCCAGCGUGCCAUGGGCCUGUGCUCCAGCAUGACGCCCAUCGGUCCGCAAGAUCGGAUCCUGCUGGCCCGUGCGGCGGUCUGCGCCUCGGCCGCGCGCGACGAGCGCGAGCCGCUCAUCGAUCUCGGUCUUGUCGGGCAGGCUGUCGACCACCUGGGUGACAUUUUCAAUCGCGACGGUGACGAUCGGCUCCAGGCACAUUGCGAUCUGGCGGACAUCUAUUUCUCGGUGGCCACCGAUUCCCGCCAUGGGGAGUCUGUCAAGCAGUACCUUUCCGCCACCGCCGCGGCCGGCCAGUGCACCCAGGCCCUCGCGGCCCGGCUCAGCUCGGAGGCCAUGCUCCAGCAGUCGGUCGAGCACUACCGCAAAGCCCUCUCCCUGAACAAUCGCGACCCGAACAUCUUUUCCAAGCUUGGCGAUGUCCUCCUCCAGCAGGCCAAGGUGUGCUGCCCAGAUCUUGCGACCAGCCAGCCGUGUGCCCAGUCGGUUCAGCUUCUGCAAGAGGCCCUGGACACCUACCAGAAGGCCUUCGCCAUUCCCUUCAAGGAGUACCACGAUAUGGAUACCUACCACAACAUGGGUGUGGCUUUUGCGCUGCUUCGCAUGGAUGACGACUGCCAAAAGGCGCUUCGGUCUUGGCGCGCCCAGCUCCGGGGGCCCGGCCAGAUCCCCGAGGUUCUCAAUGACCGGGACUUUGCUCGCAUCCGGGCUCAGUAUCCGUGGUUUGCCGAAAUCACCCACAUGGGGUAGGUCAAAAUGUGGCCUCCGAUUCCUCCUCCUCCGACCGAUGCCUGCUGGGGAGGAGAAGGCCAGUGUACCAUUCUGGCAGCAGAGGCUCUCCUCUUCUUCAACUCCUUCUUCCUAUUU
Fonticula alba is the source of this 1777-nucleotide messenger RNA. RefSeq lists its product as hypothetical. Bases 161 to 1660 code for a protein of 499 amino acids. NCBI's taxonomy places the organism in Eukaryota, Rotosphaerida, Fonticulaceae. Gene Ontology annotation, molecular function: protein binding. The transcript is spliced from 5 exons. The record is from RefSeq and is a predicted model, not a curated record.